UAAACCCGAAACUGGAGCAAAAUGUUAUGAAACCUCUUCACGUUCGGUAUCAAAGCUACCGCGUCGGCGGCUCGUCGGCACGUCAUUCGGAAAGUGGGAGCAUACGCCAUCAACAAAAGGUGGAACUUCCUCCCUCGAGACAAGAAUUGCGGGAACUCGAGUCUGUCUUCUGAUCACCACACACUUACUUACAAGCACUGCAACGAAUCUUCGACCUCAAAACAGUUGCCCACAAUGCCUGAAUACAAAGUGUACGAAGUAACAAAGCCUUACAUCGAGAUCAAUUGCUCGCUCGGUGAAGGGCCCUUCUGGGAAGAGGAGACAAACACACUCCGCUUCCUCGAUGUCGAGAAGCAGGAGCUGCACCGCGUCGACAUCAACAAGGGGCCUUCAAGCCACAAGCUGAUCAAGAAGCUCGAUAUCUCCAUGGGCUGCACAGCAGACAUCGAGGGCAACGACAAGGAGUUCAUCUUCGGCGGCAAGUACGGCUACGGCAUCGCAAACAAGAAGACAGGCGACUACAGAUGGGUUCAAAAGGUCUGGUCAGAGGAUGAGAUCAAGGUGAAGAAGCACGAGAAGUUCCGCGGCAACGAUGGUGCUGUCGAUUCGCAAGGUCGCUUCUGGGCUGGCUUCAUGUUUGACCCGCUGGUCGAGGAGAUGAGGUCUGACGGCGCGGUCUUCCGUCUGAACCCUGAUGGGUCCCUCGACCGCCCUCUCCGCGACAUCUGCAUCCCCAACGGUACGACAUGGAACCAGAAGGACGACACCAUGUUCUUCGCCGACAGCCCCGAUAAGAUCAUCUACCAAUUCGACUUCGAUCCCAAGACCGGCUCCGUUACGAACAGGCGCCCCUUCUUCACAAUGCCCAAGGACAACAAGUACGGCGAGAACGCAGUCCCAGAUGGCCACUGCAUCGACGAGGAGGGAUACAUGUGGACAGCCCUGCACGAUGGAGGACGUGUUUUGAGGAUAUCGCCCCAGGGCGAGGUCGUUGCGGAGGUCAGGCUUCCAACAAGUCAGAUCACCUGCCCCUGCUUCGUUGGCACACAACUGUUCAUCACAAGCGCAGGCGGUGGUGGACCAAGCGGAGACGACGGCAAGCCGGUGGACAAGUUUGCUGGAAGCUGCUUCAUGGUCGAUGUUGGUGUACGAGGAUUGAAGAGGUUCAAGUUCAAGGGUAGUGAAAAUAUCAAGGGACAAAAGGUUGACGGCCAAGAGGUUGCACAGUAGAACCUCUGCACCGAGUGCCUAGCUGGGACUUGUACCUUUGUGAGCGACGUGAGAUACCAGUAGCAUCGCAUAUACACGAGCAAGUCCAGCUCUUGAUCAUGCACCGAUCUAGUCUGUAGAGCCCAUAUCAAGUGAGUCGUUGAUACUCUCUCAACUGAA
Molecule: messenger RNA, 1389 nt
Organism: Didymella exigua CBS 183.55
Lineage: Eukaryota; Fungi; Ascomycota; Dothideomycetes; Pleosporales; Didymellaceae
Product: regucalcin
Exons: 4
Coding region: 235-1230 (331 amino acids)
Biological process (GO): L-ascorbic acid biosynthetic process
Molecular function (GO): gluconolactonase activity; calcium ion binding
Source: RefSeq, a predicted model, not a curated record